GGCUUCAAGUCGAGAGAUGCGAUUAGAAGUUAAGAAGAUAUUCACCAAUUUUGCCUGGUUCAUAUUUGUGGAACAACCAGAGAGUACGCUGUCCGAUUUGCCAAUGAGCCGUCAAACUGUCGAAACCGUAGAAGCUGUAGAAACUCUAUUGUCCAUCCAAUACUUCUCGUACUCGUUGAUGAUGCUAGCUAGACUGAUGUGGACGACAGGCCAUCAUCGUCUGCAAGUAUAUACGCACAUUGAAGCUUUGCCCCUGAUUCAAGGAGCGAAUAAGUAUGACGAG
Ambispora gerdemannii is the source of this 283-nucleotide messenger RNA. The record is from the annotation of a GenBank genome assembly. Lineage: Eukaryota; Fungi; Glomeromycota; Glomeromycetes; Archaeosporales; Ambisporaceae.